CUCACCUUAUCCACACUUGAACCACAAUCUUUUAUCCAAUUCAUCAUCUCCUCCUGCCACGUCACUCCUUAUCAAAUAUCCUCAUUCACAAAUCUAUUAUUACUCAAAAGGACUUUGUGGAAAAAGCCAAUUACGCUCCAUUUGUUUUGUGUAGUAAACUAAUUUCCUUUUCCAGCAAUGGCAGCCAUGAACUCGAGCGUUUUGGCAUGCAACUAUGCCAUCUCAGGCACCGGGUCAUCUGAGCUUAAUGCCAAGCUUGCUUCAGUGCCUUCAGUUGCUUCCCCAGUUGUGUCUGGUGGUCGCAAGUUGCCUGUGAUCAGAGCCCAGCAGGCUAAAGUUUCUGAUCCCGAAGAAUCACGUGCCAGUGAAGGAAGAAGAGCUGCUAUGCUCUAUUUGGCCGCUACCCUUUUCACCACAGCUGCCGCCUCUUCUGCAAAUGCUAGUGUCUUCGAUGAAUACCUUGAAAAGAGCAAAGCCAACAAGGAAUUGAAUGACAAGAAGAGGUUGGCCACUAGUGGAGCAAACUUUGCCAGAGCAUACACAGUUCAAUUUGGCACCUGCAAGUUCCCUGAGAACUUCACUGGCUGCCAAGAUCUCGCAAAGCAAAAGAAAGUACCAUUCAUCUCUGAUGAUUUGGAGUUGGAAUGUGAAGGAAAGGACAAAUACAAGUGUGGUUCCAAUGUCUUCUGGAAAUGGUAAAGAAAUCCAUAUGUAUUGCUUUCACUAAAACCAUCUACUCUAGCACAACAUGUAUCUAAUUUUCCCAUUUAAGAGACUUUAAUAUCCAUUGGUUUUCUUGAC
Molecule: messenger RNA, 801 nt
Organism: Theobroma cacao (cacao)
Lineage: Eukaryota; Viridiplantae; Streptophyta; Magnoliopsida; Malvales; Malvaceae
Gene: PSAN
Product: photosystem I reaction center subunit PSI-N, chloroplast, putative / PSI-N, putative (PSAN)
Biological process (GO): photosynthesis
Cellular component (GO): chloroplast photosystem I
Source: RefSeq, a predicted model, not a curated record